AUGCUCUUAUCACUCUGUCCCAACUUGCCACUCAGCUUACAGAAUGAUAAGUACAUCAAACGCAUCACAAAGUUCAAUUUACAAUUGGAACGUUUCAUAAUUGACUGGAAGAUUGGGCCGGCGUCGGGUUCUUCUGUCACGAAACGUCUACUGCCACUUUUGGACCGUGUGCUGAUCCAGCGCGCUGAAGCACUCACCAAGACGAAAGGCGGCAUCGUUAUCCCCGAGAAGGCCCAGUCGAAGGUGCUCGAGGGAACGGUCGUGGCAGUCGGACCCGGUGCUCGCAACACUCAGACCGGCGAACAUGUGCCGUUGGCGGUGAAGGUCGGUGAAAAGGUGCUGCUGCCCGAGUAUGGAGGCACCAAGGUCGAGUUGGGCGACAACAAAGAAUAUCAUCUGUUCCGGGAAGCCGAUAUUCUGGCCAAAAUUGAAUAAGCACUGUACAGCA
Anopheles maculipalpis is the source of this 448-nucleotide messenger RNA. RefSeq names its product 10 kDa heat shock protein, mitochondrial. Gene Ontology annotation, molecular function: metal ion binding; ATP binding; protein-folding chaperone binding. The transcript is spliced from 2 exons. Gene Ontology annotation, cellular component: mitochondrial matrix. The coding region runs from base 1 to 435 and encodes 144 amino acids. The record is from RefSeq and is a predicted model, not a curated record. NCBI's taxonomy places the organism in Eukaryota, Metazoa, Arthropoda, Insecta, Diptera, Culicidae.